Mycena citricolor is the source of this 3770-nucleotide messenger RNA. Lineage: Eukaryota; Fungi; Basidiomycota; Agaricomycetes; Agaricales; Mycenaceae. The record is from the annotation of a GenBank genome assembly.
AUCCCAUGUCACCUGCUUGGCGCACCCGGGUUCGACUUUCUCUGCUUGGUGGUCAGAGGCUAAUUCGAGCACUGUCACCCAACGCCACCCGCUCGGCCAUUUCCUUUGAUGCCCGAGGAGCAUGUAUAACGCACGAAAUCUGAUCGCUCAGACCCGCGUGGUUGAUAUCAUGAUCGCGGGGUCGAGGUAUGUACGAGCAGGGGAAGCACCUGCCCUGCAAUCCCCUCUCUAUCUUUCCCUCCUCCAAACAUGACGCAGCCGCCUCUGGACGCGUCUCUCAACCUCAGCCAGAUACUUGAUCUCCACGUCGAGCCCCCGCGGCUCACCACGGCAUACGCGCUCGCCGAUGGGAAAGGCGGGAUCACGAGCGUCAGCCACUACGAGUUCGUGCGCGCGGCGCAUCGAGCUGCGCACAUACUUCGCCCUGGGCGUGAAGGGCAGCAGGAUGGUCAGGUCGUCGCGAUCAUCGCGAACGCCGACGUCCUGAUAUAUCAGACGCUGGUCGCGGGGUGCAUCAAGGCAGGACUCGUCCCCUUCCCAAUCUCGCCUCGCAACUCCCCUGCCGCGAUCGUGCACCUGCUGAAGUGCACCGACUCGCACCGACUGCUGACGACGCGCCAGUCAUUGGGCCAACUCGCAGACGGUCUAACGGCUUCGCUCAGCCAGGAAACUCCAGUAUAUGAGCUUUCGGUUGAAGAGAUUCCUCUGCUCGGACAGUUGUAUCCACAUCUGGGCGCUGAAGGCCCUGGUGACGACCCGUCGCCGCUCUACCCUUCCCCGGAGAGACCUGUUCCUGUCGACGAUGUUGCGCUGUACCUUCACUCGAGUGGGAGCACUGGAUUCCCCAAAGCCAUUCCCGAGAGUCACCGAACUCUGAUCUACUUCGCCGGGCUAGAAUGCCUGUCUGAAGUCGUGGAAGUCUCGCCCCGCUUCGCCUCCGGCGCAGUGCCCGCGUUUCACACCAUCGGAAUCAUGACGCAGCUGAUCCAGCCGAUGCUGAACUGUGGCACGGUGUGCUUGUAUGCGCUGGCGUCGACGGCGACCGAAUACCGGGCCCCGCCCGCGCUGACGCCGCAGAACGCGCUGGACCACGCGAUCCUGACGAAGGCGGACGGCAUCAUGGCCGUCCCCGCCGUCCUCCUCAUGUGGCAGUCGCCCGCGCACCUAGCGUAUCUCAAGACAUUGAAGCUUGUGUGCUACUCGGGCGGCCCGCUUGUGACGCCCAUUGGAAACGCGAUGGCCAGUCUCGGGAUCAACAUCGUUUCCGUUUACGGUGGCACGGAAUUUGGUGCUGCGACAAAGAUCAAGCGUGUCGUAGGUGACCUGAGCGAGUGGGACUGGCUUGAAUUCAGCGAUCGCGUCGACAUCCGCUGGGCUCCGCAGGGGGACAACGUCUUCGAGUGCCAGUUUCUCAGUUGCGCCACACAUCAAGGUGCCAUUGAGAACCUGCCCGACGUCAAGGGCUACGCAACCAAGGAUUUGUAUGAAAAGCAUCCGUCAAAGAACUUGUACAAGCUGAUUGGUCGUUUGGAUGAUGUCAUCACUAUGGCCAACGGAGAAAAGACAGUGCCGGGUCCAAUGGAGGACGUGAUGAUCGCGGAUCCGAAUAUAACCGGUGCUGUUAUGUUCGGACGCGAGCGGAAUCAAGUGGGAGUGCUUAUUGAGCCUGCUCCUCAGCACAAGAUAGAUCCGCGGGAUGAAACACAGCUAGCAGAGUUCAGAAAUCUCAUCUGGGACACGAUCCAAGAGGCAAAUGAGAACGCCCCUGCCUUUGCACGCUUGUACAAGGAGAUGGUCUUGGUCACUUAUCCCGAUAAGCCUCUUGUCCGCGCUCCGAAGGGGACGAUCAUCAAGAAAGCCGCGCUGGCAGUGUAUGAACAAGAGAUCGACACAUUAUAUGAUACGGUCGAGAACAGCACCACCAUCGUUGAUCCUCCCGCAUCCUGGACACCUAGCGACGUCGAAAAAUGGCUUUUGAAGCAGGCGGGAACUUUAACGGACAAGGAAAUCCUACCUGGGAAAGACAUAUUCGACCAAGGCUUUGACAGUCUCAACGCCACAUUUUUGCGCCACCGCAUCGUCGGUUCUUUGAAGGCGUCGGCAGAGCCAGGCGUCAAGGCAGCAGCAUCGAGUGUGACGCAAGACUUCGUUUAUGCGUACCCGACGAUUGAAGCUUUGGCCAACGCUGUCUUGACCCUCGUGGCUGGCAGUGCAGUGACGUCGUCAUCGACUACGAAAGCUGAUAUCGAGGCUGUAAUCCAGCGGCACACCGAGAAGUUUUCGGAGAUACCUGAACGAACAAAGACGGCACCAGCUGGCGGAGAUGUCUUGCUGAUCACUGGAUCUACUGGCGGUCUUGGCUCACAUAUCCUCGAGACUGCGCUGGCCAACAGCACAGUUCGUCGAGUCUUCGCGUUGAACCGGAAAGGUGCGGUCUCCUCCGCAGACCGACAGAAGGCCAUGUUUGUUGACCGCGGCCUGGACGUCGAGUUGUUGCGAUCAGAGAAGCUGGUCUUCCUGGAAGGCGACGCAUCUCAGCCGUCGCUGGGUCUCUCUCAAGACGUCUUCAGUUUACUGUCGGAAGCUGUGAGCGUGAUUAUCCACUGCGCUUGGUCGCUGGACUUCAACAAAACCCUUCCUUCAUUCGAGUCUCACAUCCAAGCGACACACAAUCUUAUCGAUCUGGCUCGAGGUUCUACAAACAAGACGAAUGUGCGAUUCCUGCUAACGUCGUCCGUCGCCUCUGCCCAAGGCUGGAACAAGAGCCUGGGCCCAUUCCCCGAAGAAGUCCAAGUCGAUGCCGGCGUUGCCCUCGGCGGUGGAUAUGGCGAAGGGAAAUACGUGUCCGAGCGUAUCCUGUUUGCAUCGGGACUCGAAGCUACGUCAUUCCGAAUUGGACAGGUUUGCGGAUCGGCUCGCACUGGCGCAUGGUCCGUGUCCGAUUGGGUUCCCGCCCUAGCGAAAUCGAGCAUCGCGCUUGGUGCCUUCCCGUCCAUGGCGGACACCCAGAACGCGUGGAUCACUCCCGAGGCGGUUGCGAGCGCCGUGGUGCAAGUGGCGCUGGCGGAAUCGAAGCCGCCGUUUGCGAUGAACUUGGUCAGCCCACGGCCCGUCGCAUGGGAUGAAAUCAUGGGAUGCAUGGCUGAGGUGGCUGAUCGGUCACUCAUUCCAUUCGCGGAAUGGGUCGUUAGAUUGGAGAAACGGGCUGCAGUGGCAUCGGCUGAAGACUUGCAGAAUAUCCCUGCUAUCAAGCUGUUCUCAUUCUUCAAGUCUGCUCAGACAUCUGUCUUGUUCUCAACUUCCAAAGCACAGGCAUUUAGCGCAACUAUCCGAUCUCUUCCCAAGCUGUCGGCAGAGGAUGUCAGGAAAUGGAUGUCCUAUUGGCGAGAGCGCAAGUUUAUAUGAUCGUCUGAUCAGUAGUACACUUAACACAUUGUAUGUAUGUAUCUUCAUGGACUUGAGCUGCCCCAUUUCUCGUCUUCGUCAUCAUCCGGGCCGCGGCCCAUCCAGGUAUAUCCACCGACGUCUGCAUUCAGCAGUUCCUCUACACCUUGCAUUCUACUCUCCACGUCCAUCUGAGACUCGUAGCGCAUCGGAAAUCUGAACGAAUUGUCUCUUAGCGCCUGGCUUUGACUUUGGCUCUGGCUCUGGCUCUGGCUGUUUGCAAGUCGUCCUAAUGGCUGUGUCGAUGCCCCCUGGGGAUUGAAUUCCGAGUACUGUGGCAUCUCCUGGCUCUCCUGCGAUCCCAGCGAGUUCGAGCCGUCAAUAGA